AUGCCGCUAAUCAAACGAGCGGUUUCGCCAGUGCAUGUUAGCCGAGUGAAAAUACCUCCUGAAGUAACCAACGGCGAGCUUCAAUAUGUUGCAAACAGUACCUUGGCAAACUUAAUAAGACAACUCAGUUCUAUCAGUAAACACGCCGAGCACAUCUUUGGCGAGAUUUACCUGGAGGCAAUGAAACUCGACCAUAAGUCGAACACGCUCGAGAAACGCAUCGCAAACCUUACCGAGAAAGUUUCGAAACUGGACUCGACCAACGAACAAGCUAGCUUAGGCGAGCUGCAGAUGAGGAAGCCGUUCAAGAGUUCCAUGUUGAUAGACCAACAUACACUCGAUCGUAGCACGUUACCGGUUGCUCUUGCUGAAGUCUACUCAAGAUGUGAUCCUCCACCUAAUCUGGAUGCUCUUAACCCUUUUAGAGAUCCAGGUGCGCCAAGUGCAUUAUCCCUUUAUACCAACCCGUCAUUUUUCUUUGAUUUAUGGAGGCAGGAAAUGCUCAAGGAUUGCGCGGAUAACACUGCCAGGAGACGAAUCAAAUCGCCACCUCCAGAUGGUCUCAAUAUGGUGAGAAGUCCGAAAAAACGACGACAACGAUUGCCAAUGCAACAACAAGAAGUGCCUAGGCAACAAGCAGCAAGGUAUAUGUCUUCACUUCGAAACACGCGCACCGCAGCGCCUUCAUUCCCUGAUGAGUAUCAAACUCCACAAUCUUUGGGCCUGCAACUCCACAAGACCAAUCAGAUUCAGCACAUCCAACCUAUUCAAACAUCCACUCCAUCGCAAAUCAGUGGAAUGAGCCAUCGUGUUGCUCCAACUCCAGACAAUCGACAACGGGUAAAUCUUUCUCCACCGAAGGAGCUCAAGCGUGAACUUCCUCCGCCCGAUCUUGCGCUUCUGUCAAUUGACGAUGAGGAUGAGGAGCUCCCACCUCCACCGCCUACACUGAUGCAUACUAGUGUUGUUAAUCAUCUGCCGUCUCCCCCUCCAAGCGCUAUACAACUUGUGCCGAGUGACACUCAAGCUGUGGUCCCUCCUCCGCCAGCACCUCCACCGCCUCCACAGAACCUCAUUACUGCACCAGCUCCUUCAGCUGCUACUUUUGGAGCUUCGGCAAAGCCUACAACCGAAACUGAGGAGGAAGAGAAGAAGCCCGAUACGCGAAGUAACUUGCUGGCCGAGAUUCAAAGUGGAAUCAAGUUGAAAAAGGUGCGACUAGCUGAGGAGGCUGCAGCUGACAAAGCUGCUGCUGAAGCGAAUGAUGUAGCCGCUAUUCUGAAACGUAGAAUGGAACAUGUGAUGGGCAACGAAGAUGAGGAGUCGCAAAGUAGCGGUGACGACGGAGAAUGGGAAGACUGA
Messenger RNA from Haemonchus placei, 1362 nucleotides. NCBI's taxonomy places the organism in Eukaryota, Metazoa, Nematoda, Chromadorea, Rhabditida, Trichostrongylidae. The record is from the annotation of a GenBank genome assembly.